GAACCGGUGAAGCACCAAAAGCCCGGAUCUGAACUUUCCCCAAAAACUCGUUUCAUCUUCUCAAACGAACUCAUCGUCCAAUCCACCGAGAUUCUCCCGCUCGUCGAUACUUCUCCGAUGGACGUCUCGGGCCGAUUCUUGGGUCCCGCCUCCCCGUCCGAUCGCUCGCCCUCCUUCCCCUGCUCGUCCCAGCACGCCCACUCGGACGAGGACGUCGUGCUCGCCUCUAGCCAGCCGAAGAAGCGGGCCGGGCGGGUGGUGUUCAAGGAGACGCGCCACCCCGUGUACCGGGGUGUCCGCCGGCGGAACAAUGGCAAGUGGGUGUGCGAGCUCCGCGAGCCGAACAAGAAGUCGCGGAUAUGGCUCGGGACGUACCCGACACCGGAGAUGGCUGCGCGGGCCCACGACGUGGCCGCACUCGCCCUCCGCGGCAGGGCCGCGUGCCUCAACUUCGCCGACUCGGCGUGGCGGCUCCGCGUGCCUGCCUCGAGGGACGCGGCGGAGAUACAGAGGGCGGCAGCGGAGGCGGCAAGGGCGUUCGGCGGGGAGGAGGCGACAGCAGAGGAGGAGGACGAGGCCGAGGGGGUGGCCGGCGGCGGAGAGGUCGGCACGAAGGAUUCCGCCGAAGUCGACGGAGGCAGCAACGUGUUCAUGAACAGUUUAAGCUCGCCGGAGAACCUGUUUUGUAUGGACGAAGAGGCGGUGUUUGGCUCGGAUUACGACUAUUCGGAGCGGUGGAUGCAAGGGCCGCUGCUAUCUCCGCCGCCUCCGCCAGCGGAGAGGCUUAACCUGAACUGGGAAGAGAUGGAAAAUGAUCAAACGGAUAUGUGUUUGUGGAGUUACUCCAUAUAAGCGAGAGAGUAUGGUCAAGAUGGCGUGCCUUUCCGGAAACUCCGUUUAAAUUGGAUUCCGGGAUUUUAUAUUUUAAUGUUUUUAAGGAAAUUGACGGAAUUGGAAUAGCAAGGAUAGGAAAAAACCAGUUUGGGAAAAACGAAAAACCGGGUAUGUUUGGGUGUGAGAGAAAUGGCAGACGUGGCAAGACUUUUUGUUGU
Rhodamnia argentea is the source of this 1052-nucleotide messenger RNA. RefSeq names its product dehydration-responsive element-binding protein 1E-like. Gene Ontology annotation, molecular function: DNA-binding transcription factor activity; DNA binding. Gene Ontology annotation, biological process: regulation of DNA-templated transcription. The transcript has a single exon. Bases 118 to 852 code for a protein of 244 amino acids. Lineage: Eukaryota; Viridiplantae; Streptophyta; Magnoliopsida; Myrtales; Myrtaceae. The record is from RefSeq and is a predicted model, not a curated record.